Messenger RNA from Amaranthus tricolor (Joseph's coat), 3044 nucleotides. Its product is annotated as alpha-glucosidase-like. Gene Ontology annotation, biological process: carbohydrate metabolic process. The record is from RefSeq and is a predicted model, not a curated record. The coding region runs from base 126 to 2807 and encodes 893 amino acids. Gene Ontology annotation, molecular function: carbohydrate binding; hydrolase activity, hydrolyzing O-glycosyl compounds. The transcript has 7 exons. Lineage: Eukaryota; Viridiplantae; Streptophyta; Magnoliopsida; Caryophyllales; Amaranthaceae.
AUGAGUUUCAGUCUCCAUAUGGUUAAAUAUCUCUUGCUUAGUAUUUUAAUAUAUAUUUUUCUUGUUACAAUUGAGUAAUAGAAUAAGUAAUAUAUCUACUCACUGCUCUUUUUUAAGAUUAAAGAAUGAAGAAGAAAAUCCCAUGCUUGGGGGUGGCACUGGGAAUAUUACUCCAAUUAUGUUUGGCAACUACUAUAUGGGCAUCCGAUGAAAAUGAGGAAUGGAUCGGGUAUGGAUAUAGGGUUAAUUGGGCGACGGUUGACUCUGGCAGUAGUCGGACGUUGACCGCUAUUCUUCAACUGGUCAGGAAUUCCUCAGUUUAUGGACCUGAUAUUCAGCUUCUCUCCCUCACUGCUAGUUUAGAGUCCAGCGACCGCCUGCGAGUCCGAAUAACUGACGCCAAUCACCAACGAUGGGAAAUCCCCGACAAGAUUCUUCACCGUCGUCCACCACCACCACAAUCACCUCCAGUCUCAUGCCCCACCAUCAAAUCCCGACGCCAUUUCGUCCUCUCUCAUCCAUUCUCCGACCUAACUUUCUCUCUCUUCACCACAUCCCCAUUCAGUUUUUCAAUCGCUCGCAAAUCCACCAACCAAACCCUUUUCGACACAACUCCAAUUCCAUCAAAUCCCAACACUUUCUUCAUUUUCAAAAACCAAUACAUUCAACUAUCAUCCUCCUUACCGGGCCGUAACGCCCAUUUAUAUGGGCUUGGUGAACACUCUAAACCCAAUUUUCAAUUAGCCCAUCACCAGACGUUUACUAUGUGGAAUGCUGAUAUUCCAAGUAGUAACCCGAAUGUCAAUCUUUAUGGGUCUCACCCGUUUUAUAUGGAUGUUAGGUCGAAGCCUUUUGCUGGGUCUACUCAUGGAGUUUUGUUGUUGAAUAGUAAUGGGAUGGAUAUUGAGUAUACAGGAAAGAGGAUUACAUAUAAGAUUAUUGGUGGUGUUAUUGAUUUGUAUUUCUUUGCUGGGCCUUCUCCGGCACAAGUUGUAGAGCAGUAUACUCGGGUUAUUGGUCGGCCUGCUCCUAUGCCUUAUUGGGCUUUCGGUUUUCAACAAUGUCGUUAUGGCUAUCACGAUGUAUAUGAGCUGCAGUCUGUGGUAGAUGGGUAUGCAAAAGCUAGAAUUCCCUUGGAAGUAAUGUGGACAGAUAUUGAUUACAUGGAUGCUUACAAGGAUUUCACUUUCGAUCCUGUUAAUUAUCCUCUUCACAAAAUGCAGCAAUUUGUCGACAAACUUCACAAGAACGGACAAAAAUACGUGGUGAUUAUAGAUCCUGGCAUUAGCACAAAUCAAUCGUAUGGAACAUUCAUCAGAGGAAUGCAACGUGAUGUUUUCCUCAAGCUCCAAGGCAAACCAUACCUAGGCUCCGUUUGGCCUGGGCCUGUGUACUUCCCUGAUUUUCUAAAACCUUCUACUGUGGCCUUUUGGACUGAUGAAAUUAAGAGAUUUCUAAAUCUUCUACCGGUUGACGGUCUUUGGAUUGAUAUGAAUGAAAUAUCAAACUUUAUUUCUUCUCAACCCGCUCCUGGGUCCACACUUGAUGAUCCACCAUAUAAGAUAAAUAAUGCUGGAGGCAGGUUGCCCAUUAUGUACAAAGCGAUCCCACCAACUGCAAUGCACUAUGGCAAUGUUUUGGAAUAUGAUGUUCAUAACUUAUUUGGAUACCUUGAAGCAAGAGUCACUCGGGCUUCCCUUGUCAAAAUUACCAAGAAAAGGCCAUUCCUGCUGUCAAGAUCUACAUUCAUCGGCUCUGGGAAGUACACUGCACAUUGGACAGGAGAUAAUGCUGCUACAUGGAAUGAUCUUGUAUAUUCAAUUCCAUCUAUGUUGAACUUUGGUCUUUUUGGAAUUCCGAUGAUUGGGGCAGAUAUUUGCGGUUUUCUUGGGAAUACAACAGAAGAGCUUUGUCGGCGCUGGAUACAGUUGGGAGCUUUUUAUCCUUUCUCAAGAGAUCAUUCAACAAUUGGUACAACAUAUCAAGAGCUUUACAGAUGGGAAUCAGUUGCUGCAUCAGCUAGGAAUGUCUUGGGACUCCGCUACACGCUCCUUCCCUACUUUUAUACAUUGAUGUACACGGCACAUCUGAGAGGAACCCCUAUAGCACGACCUCUUUUCUUCUCUUUUCCUGAGGACAUCAAUACAUACGGUAUCAGCUCACAGUUCCUCCUCGGUCAUGGGGUAAUGGUUUCACCUGUUUUGGGACCUGCUCAAGUAUCCGUCACUGCUUACUUUCCGAAAGGAAACUGGUUUGAUCUAUUCGACUAUACUCGUUCAGUAACUGUCGCCACUGGCAGACAUAUCAUCCUUCGUGCACCCCCUGAUCACAUAAACGUGCACAUUCGAGAAGGAAAUAUUCUGGCCUUGCAAGGUAAGGCUAUGACAACCCAAGUAGCACGCAGGACGCCAUUUCGUCUCUUGGUAGUAAUGAGCGAUAAUGGAACCAGCUCCGGAGAUUUAUAUUUGGAUGAUGAUGUUGAAUUGAAAAUGGGUGCCGAGGGAGGCAAGUGGACAUUUGUGCAAUUCAUCGCAGAAUCUGCAAAGAAGAUCAAAGUUAUCAGUUCCCAUGUUGUUAAUAACCAAUUUGCCGUGAGUCAGAAAUGGGUUAUCAAUAGGGUUACCAUUUUGGGUUUAAGAACUGGAACCAACUUCCAUGGCUACGCUGUACACACAGCUUCCAAUACCAGAAUCGGUGACAUGUCCAGACUCAGAAUAACUCGAGACAGGAAAGACAAGUUCAUAGUAGCUGAGAUUUCUGAUCUGGAUUUGCUCAUAGGACAUGAGUUUAAGUUGGUAUUGUACUGAUUAAUGCAACAUAGAAGUAUAUUGUAUCUUCUUUCAUGUAUUUGUUUAUAUAAGCGUUGUACCCCGUACAGUACUCGUAUUUUACAAAGGAAAUAAGAUGAAAUCCAUUACAUAAUCUGUUCUUAUAUACACUCCUUGCAAUAUCUAUAACAUUUGAGUUUUUCUGCUCAUGGAAAUUAAAUUUCGGAUGACAUUCUAUGAUACGAUCGAUUUGGAUAUAUCAUGACGUUGAGCUAU